AACUAUUCACAGGAAAGCUACUUCACAACCAUAACGGAGGUAAUGCGUUGCUUUCACGAACAAGCCUGUCCUGCUUCUACAUAACCAAACAAUGUCCACCGAUGACACUGCCGAGAAUGCCACCGAGGCAGUAAAAAGAGAACGACCAGAAGAUGACAACGGUACCCAAGGUAAGUGACCCAUUUCGACAGACGAAUGAUCGUCAAGCAACCGCGCGCUCUGUAUUCAGUAAUACUAUGAUAAUGUAUUUGCAUGCUUCAACUCUAAAAACCACUUGCUUUGAUAAAUAUCCGCUCAUAAUUUUGGAACCAUAAAUUUUCAAUUCAGAACCGCCAUCAAAAUUAGCGAAAAAUGCUGAGGCCGAUGAUCCAUCGGAAACGAAGACUGAAGCGAAUGGCGCAUCGGAAAUAAAAACUGAAGCGGAUGCGGUCGCUGUACCUACCGCACAAGCAGAAGAGGCAGAAGAGUCGAAAGAGGUUGCAACAGGACAAAACGAGAUUAUUCAAACUGAAGGCUCAAAAGAAACCACAGAGAGUGCACCAAAAGAGACUGCUGGUGCUGGUGCUGGAGAGACAGCAACACCGACUGGAUUGCCAUCUGGACUUCCGACAUCGGAAGGUCAACCUGUUCAGGCAGCGGAGAUUCCAAACAUAGAGGCUACUUUAGAAGAAAAAGGAGAAGUUUCCGCAGUCUAUGUCGGAAGAGUGAUUGGUAAAGGUGGAGAAAUGAUUCGCGAUCUACAAGCGAGAUCAUCCUGUCGAAUUGAUGUAGAUCAGAAUGUGCCUCCUGGUCAGCCUCGAUUAAUCACGUAUCGGGGAACACGCAAAACCAUAGAUUUUGCCAAACAGCUUGUUCGAAUGCUUUGCCAAGAAAACGUGAACGAAGCAGACUUGCCAUUGGGUGAUGCAAAGCGCGAGUUUUUAGUAGUUCCUGCAACCAGUGUCGGGAAGAUUAUUGGACGUGGUGGAGAAAUGAUCCGUGAGCUUCAAUCAAGGUCUCAAGCUAAGAUUCAAGUAGAUCACAAGGGAAUGAGUGGAUUGGACUCCUCCGAAAAACAGGUCACUAUGACUGGGACUGAAAUAGCUGUUGUGAAGGCCAAGGAAAUGGUUCUAUUUUUGGUUGCCAAUCCGAUGAUGGAUGCCAUGCAGUCCCUAACCAUGCUGGUUGAUGAUAAAAUACAGCGUAACGGUGUCUGGGGAUCUGGCCCUCCCUACCCAAAUCUUCCUCAGGGUGGCCAAAACAUGCAACCUACUGGCGGAGGUGGUGGAUAUGGUUACGAUCAGCCGUAUGGUGGUGGUGGUGGUGGACAUUACGGAGGGGGUCCUCAAUCUUAUCAACAGCCUCCAUCUUAUGGCAGCGGUAGCGGCGGAAUGGAGAGUGAAAUAUUUUUUGCCGCAAAGCAUUAUAUGGGAAGGAUUAUUGGAACAAAGGGCGUUACAAUUAACGAUCUCCAGAAAAGGUCUGGGUGUGACAUUCAAAUUAACCAAGAUGUUCCGCCAGGGAGGGACUGUGAGAUCACCCUUCGCGGAAUGCGCCAAGGCAUUGAAAUGGCUAAAAACAUGCUUCGGGAGGUCAUUGAUACUGGUCCGAAUCAUCCCUAUGCAGGCGGCAGCGGUGGUGGAAACUGUAAGAGCACAUGAGCGCAUUGUGGUGCCAAUAAUUGACAUUUCUGAAUUCAAGCACUAAAUACCGAAUAAUGUUUUUUCUUUUCUUCUCCACACGUUCUUCAAAAGCCUAUGGAGGAUACCAACACAGCGGUUAUCAUCAGCAUCAACAGCAGCCGUAUGGGUACCAAGCCCAAGGAGGAUAUCAACAGCAACCGCAGUACGGGCAGGGUGGCUACGGCCAAAAUUCUGGUUAUGGCGGCGGCCCCCCGAUCCAACCAUACCAGCAGCAAGGCCAGUACCAACAGGGGCCUCCACAAGGUGCUUAUGGAGCUCCACCGAGUGCCCCGCCUGUGUCGGAAUGGAAAACUGCAACAGCACCCGAUGGUCAAACAUACUACUACAAUGAAAGAUCGGGAGAGACUUCUUGGCAAAAGCCCCCUGGAAUGCCAUAAAGGAGAUGGAAAGGUCGCCAAGAACUGUUGUCCGUUGCCUCUCGAUUUGUAUGGUGAAGAUGUAUUCUGUUUGACUUGAAUCUAUUCUGCGCUGAAUUUUCGAGAGAGCUGAUUCGUCGUUGUUAAAAGCUGGACCGAUACUGCAUGAACAUGUUCUUCUUUUGACUCUAUCAUUCUCUUCAUUCUGCUGGAUUGAAUUUGCGUUGGCAUAUCGCUUCGAUUGGUUAUUUUAAGUGACACUGCUGUGCUUUGUGGAAGUGACAAUGUGCAUGAACUUCAAUACGCGUAAUCUUGAUAUCUAUGUUAUGUUUUCUGCUGUUAAUUAUCAACCUGUUGUUCUUCAAACCGAAUCGCAAGCUUUUGAAGUCGUACCCACAAAUUAUUCCACCAUGUCAUGCGCUAGUAGUAAUCUCGAUGUUUUAUGAAAGAUCGAGCAUAAGGUUGUCUCUAACAAAUUUGCAAAGAACAAGGAAUACAUGACAAUUCACCACAAGCCCAGUAAGGAAGAUAAAUAUAGAGGAGUUGAUUUCCAAUUAAUUUACAUUUCAGUUUGGUAUGAAAGAGUUGACUUACGAUGCCGCUUUACUAGACUAUAAUAUCCCCAAAAAUUGAAAAUCACGAGUAGCUCAGAGUCUUCUUUGUCUUUUUCUGGGUGGGACGUGAUCUGCGGAUACUUGAGUACCAGGAGGAGCAAAAGUGGGCGUAGUUUGUCGUUGCCGUUCCCACAUUUCGUCCGAUGGCUCCAGAAUCGAUCGUAAAAUUGAGUUAGUGGGUAUGAUCGGUUCGGAUACAUGGCUAAGCAAGACUUUGAAAGCAAUCUCGAAAGAUCUUUGAACUAAAUCGAUGCGAAACGA
Molecule: messenger RNA, 2913 nt
Organism: Pseudo-nitzschia multistriata
Lineage: Eukaryota; Bacillariophyta; Bacillariophyceae; Bacillariales; Bacillariaceae
Source: the annotation of a GenBank genome assembly